CUGCAUCAUUGAUACAGGCAAAAGAAACGUUACAAGGAACCUGCACCGAGCGAAUUCACGUUCAUGUUCCAAUUACAAACAAUACCGACUUGGACGGCCGCAUCGCAGGCAUUGCAGGACGCUAUUGCCGAGGCACGUGUCUCCAAUUCAGUGGCUGCGGAUAAUGGCUUGCUUCAGCAACUGCAACAAACCAAACCACUGUUGCGCAGCUUGUUAGACAAUGAACCGAAAAAUGCAGAGCACAGAACUAUGCUUCAAACUGGCAAGACUUAUAUCAACCGCGUUAUGCACAAAGUCAACGACGAGUUCACCAAACAAGCCAUUGCUCUAUCCGAUCUCCUCGACAUUAACGAAUAUGAAGCGUCGACAUUACUUUUCAAUGGAACUCGAGAAGCGGUUACUCAUCAGGAAGAUUCCAUAAGUGCAUCGAUCAAGCUCUAUUAUACCGAGCGAGGUUACCUUUUAGCCUCCAUUGACGCGAUCCUAAAGUCAGCUAAAGACGCCUCGCUUGACGAUGCCAAGCGCGAUUUCUUCCGUCAUAUUGCCAUGGAGCUUAUGGAUACAAACUAUGCUUCCAAUACGCAAACCGAAAAAUGUACCUUGGUCGGUAAACUUCUUCAAGCGAUACAGCAACUUGGUAAAGCCAUCGACGUUGCGAAAAAAGGGACGGAUACUUCCACUACUACAACGACAACAACACAGAUGGCAACGGCAUCGACGUUAUCCACUACAGCUUUCAACAGUGCUCCCGCCGCAUCACCGUCCAUCACCGUUUCUGAAGAAAUGAAAUCCUACCGACAGCAACACAUGAUCGAUGAACGCAUUCAGAUCGCUCAACUGUUAUACCAUCUCGCUUCUCUGUUUUGGUUGGACGCAAAGGAUAUUCUUGCUCUCGUCGACGAUCUCAAGAAUUUGGAUCUUGCUGAUGUUACCACGCCUUAUCUGUUGGUGGCAAUGAUAGCGUGUCUGUCCUGUUCCCAAGACAAAUUGAAUUCACACGCACCUUUACUGAAUGACCUGUCAUCUCUGCAAUCGCUCGACGGUAAAAUCAAGAACGACACCUGGAAAGUCCCAUCCAUGCAAUCGGUUUUGAUUCUGCAGUGGGUCAUAUUGAUCCAAGAAACCAUGCAUGAUCAAUCGCAGCUGAUCGAACGAUUAAAAAUGGACGAAGAGCAGCGAGAAACAUGGGUGGAUAAAGCCAUUUCUGGAAACGCGUUGGAGUUCCUGAAUCACUAUGUGCUGUAUUUCCAACAUGACAAUGUAGAUGCCUCCGAGAGUGAUCAUCAAGAAUCGAAUGCAAGCGUUGAUAUGGUGGUGGAUGGGUUAUCCACGCAUGCGACCGAUUUUCUUAAAUGUCAUGCCAGCAUCUGGGCCGAUUUUCGACAGUUUGUUAUUUACGAACUGGAGAAAAUGGCGCUCACCAUCAUUGAUGAGAUGGCCGACACCUUGCAAAAAUUAAAGUACGAAGAAGAAGACAGUAACCUGACCGUCAAAGCGCCUUUAUCAUCCAAAGUCGCUUUUGUGUCCAUGACCAGCACAGCCGAACAAUCGCACCAUUUGGAAGCCUUUUACAAUCUCCUCGCCAACGUCUAUCGUCAUCGUGUGAAUGCCGGAUCGAUUUUCUGGGAUAUCGAACGCGUUACCUUAUACCGAUUCGUGAAAUGGUCCGCGGACAUCAAGCUAGCCGCUACGGUACGUGCCUGCUACGACUUUUUCGGCUCCAUCGCGACCGGCGAUCAGUGUGCUCCGCAUGUUUUUGCCUUUUUCAAUCUGGGCACGAACAAGAAUGAUUUAGCUUCAAGCCAUUUGUUUUCGUGGGGCAAGCUGGUGAGCGCUUUGCAAUUCUAUGCUCCGUUACUAAACAAAGGAACCGACGAUGGCAUGCCUGCGAUUCUUCGGCCGGCGGAAGAAGAUCUGUUGCUCAAAUUCCUGAAUUUGUUGAAACAAGUGGUGCGCUAUUGCGUCGAAGCGCGUACGGCAUUCUGGAAUGAGCCGGAAACCAAUCUGCAACGCACUUUGAUUGAACUGCUCAACUGCCCAACUUCGUCCAAUGUACGUUCUUCUCUCUACAAUGUGUUGGCCGCCUUUUGUUCGUCGACAGGCGAAGGAAUACAUGACGUUGGACGUGCGAUCGCGCUGGAUAUCUGGGAGAUGUUGGAGCACAGCGAUUUGUUCAGCAGUCCCCGUUCGAAACUUCGCCCCAUUACGAGUGAUAACAAUUUCGUGUCUCAACAAUCGUUAAUCUAUGAAGAUGUGGAGAGCCGACCGGGUCUUGCGCAAAUGUUCAGCUUCGAAGGUCAACAUAUGGCUUACCCGCAGACAUUAUCCGUCCUUCAUCUGCUCAGUUCGGCUAUUCACACGCCAACCCGCCGUGAGGAAAUUAUGGCCAACUUUGAACCGACACCGCCUUCCAUUCCGUCGACCUUGGGUCAGACCACAAGCAUUGCUGGCGCUGGACACUUUAUUUCGGUCAUGAUAGAUACAGUCUUUUUGACGUUGAAUGAGCAAAGUUAUGUUCAUCCCCGCGAUAAAUGGCAACUGACGGAAGCCUGCUUGAAUGUCAUGGAAAACAGUGUGCUCUGUUUCGAUACCCGACCCAUCACGGAAUGGAGCAAACAGAAAAAUACGUCUCUUUCCAGUCGCCUAUCUGCCUUAUCCUUGGCCAAUAAUCCUUCCAUGGGGGCGUAUCAACAAGCCAUGGUUGUCUACCUGACACAUCCUGGUUUCGAAGUCAUCAGUCGAAUUCUUUCCGGAUCAAACCUGACGGUCAAGCUGUUUGAGAUUAUAGAGCAAGCCACCACAAGUCGCACUCUGCAUAAAAGCAAGGGAUAUUACUUGGAUCGCUGUGUCGUCCGCUGCCUGCGAAUCUUGGAUUAUGUGUUAAAGAUCCAAGACGUAUUUGGUAGUCUUCUGAUACCGUCUAUUGUGGAAGCCUCUCAGACAUUGCCCUCUGGUGAUAUCAAAAUCGGUGAUCGUCAGUUCCCAGCCUUACGAUCGUUAGCUCCUCUCGGUCAUCUCAUGUUAUACCACAAGUCGGUCCUCCCCAAGCUCGCUUGUUUGAUCAACCAUGACCAGGAAGAAGUCUGUUUCUUGAGUGCUCACAUUUUGAAGGCUUUGACCGCAUCCGAACGUCAACCUAGUGCCAAACUUGUGUCUCAAUCCGAUACGUACAUUGGUUCAACGACCAUUGGUUCCAAGAUUGCCGAGAUAUUGAAAGCUUCCCCGGAAUUAUCAAGCAUCAUCUACAGUGUCAGCGAACGCUUAGCGAUUGACGAGCCUCAAGUGGUGACGUACGAUGACUACGACUACGAUCCCAACAACAUCGCAUUUUGGUUGGCCGAGAAAACACUAACUGACACAUCUACCAAUUCCGAUACCUUUGUCCCUCGCUUGUCGACGUCGGUGCAACUUACAUUACUCGAUUUGCUGCUCCAGAAUGCUGGAAAGGAUCAGCCUUCACCUUCGCUGUCCGAUGUACUGCUUGGCCUGGAAGUGUUGGAACCGAAACCACACGUUAUUCGACAGGAAACCCGUCACCGAAGCGCUCAGUUAUUGACGUUGAACGCGCUUGUGGAUUUAAUGAAAGAAGAGGGUCAGAUUCCGCUAAUGCAAACGCAUCCUCUUUUAGCUGAAAAAUGCUUGGCUGCCAUCUAUCACAUCUGCUCAAGAGAAUCGUUUACACGCCCUGUCAUGCGCUAUCUUCGCUUCAAGGAUUUCUUCAACAAACAACUUCUCAACCGCGCUUCGCGCUUUGAAACGAACGUGACCGUGGACCAUCCUGUGGUUGGUGGCACCAUCUUAUGCAGCACUGGCGAACGAAUCACGACCGACUUUACAACUUUGCGAUCAGUCAUUUAUCAACAUUCGUGGUUGCUGAAAAUCAUCGCACUUGAGCUUCGCGUAUUUGCGGGUCAGAGCCACAUUUUGUAUGGUAAACAGGCGGACAGUGAUACGAAUAACGAAGCGGUUGAAGCACGUAGGCUCGCCAACCUAUUUACCGCGGACGAAGACGUACAACCGUUGAUGCGUAUGCUGGACAUGUUGGAUUCUUUGGAAUUCAAGUGGAUUGACGAUCUAAGCCAGUCUCUUCAGAAUUUCCAACCUGAAACUUUUGAAGGUUUCCAGAGCAAGUCUUUUGAGACGACGGAUGAUUCCGGUUGUACUAUGUAUGACAUUCGUGCUGUGUAUCAACAUUUGCGCCAGCGUCAGACUGAAAAGGAGAAGGAACCCAAUUUUACGGACGACGAUAGACUCGCUUUUGAGGACAACAUUGGCCGAGUGUUGCAGUAUUUGAUGGCCGAAAAUCACGCUCGAGAAUUGUCGCACGCCAAGAUGGAGUGCCUUCAAGGGUGGAAACAAGCAGUAAAGAUGAUAUUAACCCACAGCUUUGACUAUUUACCUUUCGAGACACGAGAAAAGAUCACCUACGACCUGCUGCACAUUUUGCUACCGAAAUUGCGAAAGUCCAAGACCUUGGCCGGAGAUAUCCUGGAAAGUCUAAGCGAGCUGGUGGUGGCCCUGCUAUCGCGUCUUCAAGAGGACAAGCGGCGCCAAUCCGUUUUACACAUGUCACCAGAUAUUGUGUUGUCGGGUUUACCCAAGGACAAAUUAUGUUCCGUCUUUGCCAGUAUCCUGGAUUGCGUGCAAACGCGUGAGACGUCGGUCAUUCUUCGCGGCAACAUGUACACAGCCAUGGUGAUGUUCUUACAAUAUGUGCAUAUGGACAACAGUAAUAACCAAGGCGCUUUAUCCGAUAUCGUGGCUGAAAUUACCCAUCUUGUCCUUUACAAAAAUCCGGAUGCUCUGGACGUUCUAUGCGCGGAUGCCACGGAUGGUUACAAUGCCUGGAAAACCACCGCCUAUGCAGCGUUGAAUACCUUGUGUACGCUCACGACCCGGGAUCGUCAAAAUGGGGUGGAAAUCUCUUCCUUCCUUGUCAAGAAAAACUUUUUGAGUUACAGUAUUGAAAUGUUGGAGCGGGAAGAUAAAGCGCUUGUAGAAAUCAUUGAUCAGCGUGACGCUUUACUUAUGCCUUUGAUGAUUUUCGAAGCCAAGUUGGCGUUCUUUUUGCGACUUGCAUUGAUAAAACAAAGUGCCGGGUUAUUAUUUGAGCGCGGUAUCAUGGAAAGAUUGGGCCAAUGCACCUUUUUGAAUCAGCAAGAAAAAUUCCAAUCUCCUCGUUAUGACUCCAGCACUUGCAAUGGUUUACAGCGCUAUGACCGUAUGCUUUUACCCGUCUUGGCGUUGGUGGUUGCACUGUGUAGCCAUCUCGCACCUUCCGAUGAAUUCCAGCUGAAAAAGAUCGAAUACUGGGUGAAGAAGCAGCCAUCCUUGGUUGUGAUCCUUCGUGACGAGCAAAACUACGUGUCGUUAACGACAUUACAAAAGCUGGAUCUCAUUUCUCUCAUUAUGUAUCGUUUGAGUUGCCGCCCUGGCUACUUUGAUGAUAUGACAACCCAAGGUCUCGAUGACUUGCACUCAGCGAUGAUCAGCUUAUGUGCCAAAUAUCUAUUGCCUGAUUUUUGGUUGCCGAAGCUUAUUCCUACUACCGAAGAAGAACACCGAUGGGCUAAACAAAUCAUCUCAGCUGCCGACGCGAAAUCCCUGCUGUCCUUGAAGGCGCAGGAGACCGUGAUGAGUAUCCAAAAGAAUCUGUUGGCAUAUGCACAGAACAAUACAUUCGCAGGUUCAGUUACAUCUCCCCUGAAACCCAUUAUAUCACAUCAUAUGGACGCCAAAGAAGUGGGUCGUGCGGCGCUUGUCAAUGCAUCGAUGCGAACCCCUUCUUUGGGCAUGCUCUUCUCGGCGUUGCGUCAUACGGCGCGCGCACUACGAGAAGUUCUUUCGCGUUACAGCAUAUUAUCCUCACAGAAAGAAAACGUUGCAUCGCUACGAUAUGAAGAAAUCCGCGAAAUCGCCAACACCGCUAUUCCCAAAGAUAUUGAUGUUAAAUACGAUCUGUUGAACCCUAACCAGCAACAACAUCUGUUAGCGACAGAGAUUGCGACGCGUUUAAAGCGCAAACGUGAACACUUGCAAAGUUUGCUAUUUAUUGCGGAGCAUCUUUUGUUGAUUGCUUGGCGACAUUUGGAGUUCUAUACGAAUCCGUCUUUGACCACGCAUCCUACUCCCAUUAGUUUCUACGAAGUGGAAACGGAUGAUUGGUUCCGCGUACCCACACAAACCACACUAUUCCGAUCCACUCCUGAAACUGCGCGUCAAGUUAAAGCGCUCAGUCCCACAACCAUUGAACCCGUGCUGGAGAAACUGCAAUCGUUGGAAUGGCCGGCAUCUUUGCCUGGGUCAUCGGGAGAGGCAAUCGCAAGUUUCUGUGAUCGAAUUCGCCGACUAUAUCAGUAAUCCAAGGCAUAUCUUGUUUCCUUUGCUGUUAUUUUAUCAUCCAUUAGUAUUAUAAACCAACUGGCGUGAUUAAAAGCAUACAGGAACUUUGCAAUUGUAUCAUACAGAGCUAAAAACCAAUUCAGUUCACCUUUUCCCCUCCUUUUCCCUUUUUCUUGCACAUACAAAAUCAGAUACAAGUCCAAAC
This is a messenger RNA of Radiomyces spectabilis, 6547 nucleotides long. RefSeq names its product nucleoporin Nup186/Nup192/Nup205. The transcript is spliced from 11 exons. Bases 64 to 6360 code for a protein of 2098 amino acids. The record is from RefSeq and is a predicted model, not a curated record. Gene Ontology annotation, molecular function: structural constituent of nuclear pore. NCBI's taxonomy places the organism in Eukaryota, Fungi, Mucoromycota, Mucoromycetes, Mucorales, Radiomycetaceae. Gene Ontology annotation, biological process: nuclear pore organization. Gene Ontology annotation, cellular component: nuclear pore inner ring; nuclear pore.